Messenger RNA from Rasamsonia emersonii CBS 393.64, 555 nucleotides. RefSeq lists its product as uncharacterized. Lineage: Eukaryota; Fungi; Ascomycota; Eurotiomycetes; Eurotiales; Trichocomaceae. The record is from RefSeq and is a predicted model, not a curated record. The transcript has 4 exons. Bases 1 to 555 code for a protein of 184 amino acids.
AUGGCUGCAAAAGUCGAAAUCUGCUGGGGAAAGCCUUUCAGAGAAACUAAGGCAAGAAAACAAGACCUUUACCUGACAGUUUCUACUUUUCCCCAGAGAUACCAGGAGAUUGAAUCAUCUGCAAAGACUUUUGCAAAAGAGGCGGAGGUUGAAAAUAAGACCCAAAGUGAUUUGGCAUUAAAUCAGUCGACAUUAUCAGAAAAAAUUAAAGGAAAUACACAGAAGGAGUCUUUACGACGUUAUCAUCAAUUCAUCCACAUGGUUCAGUCUUUGCUUGAGGCUGCUGGACAGGUCUUAGGAACUGGAACAACUCUUCGCAGUAUAGCCCAAAUAGAGCUUCUGUCUAAUGUCACAUCUGAUUGUGACGAAAUCUCGGAAUGGGAUGAGAUCCCUGAUCCGCUCGUCACAUGGAUUCAGCAGCAGCAUGGGCUAAAGAUCGACCAGAAGCCUAUCUCAUCCAAAGAUGAGUUGAUCACGGCGUGUCAUCUUCUGUCGCCAAUUGAGGAUGACUCACGUGGUCGAACCCUUUUAUGCAGGUUGUUCUUAAGGUGGUAA